Phytomonas sp. EM1 is the source of this 1374-nucleotide messenger RNA. Lineage: Eukaryota; Euglenozoa; Kinetoplastea; Trypanosomatida; Trypanosomatidae. The record is from the annotation of a GenBank genome assembly.
AUGAACUUCCGGGAUAACGGGCGAGGAAUGGAAAAAAUGCUGAUUCCCCCCACCCCCCCUCCGGCAUCCUUCACAGCAGGAGAAAACGGAAAAGGGAUUCCCUCACCUCCCUUCUACGGGUCCUCGUUGUUGCUUCAGUUUCACGUCCUUCGGGUGAUGAUGCAGAUGAUCGACGACUACCUCGAAGGGGUUCUCUUUCUGGAUAAAUCGCUCGUCGUGCGAAACCUGCGGAGUCGCCGGAUAACGCGUCAGAUCGUGGGUUGGGGGUUACGCCUGACCUCACGGACGAUUUUGGAUACCAUUUUACUCAGCAUCGUCACCCCCAUCCUGCUCGCGAGUGCCGAUCACUUUCCGAAUACGUUUUCGAAUAUCCGCGUUACCCCUUCUGGGAUCUUGCGGGGGUUGGGUUGUGGGGCCGCAGGGGUAUUGUUGCAAGGGGUGGUGAUCCCGAUCGUCAGCCAACUCGUGAAUCGCGGCGUCGUAACGGUGUUUGAAGGGGUGGAAUAUGUUCUCCUCCGGCGAUACGCCACCUUCUCGCCAGACGACGACGACGACGACGACGAGGACGAAAAUGAAGAAGAAGGAGAAGGCGAAGGAGAAGGAGAGGAAGGGGAUGCGGUAAGUAGUCAAGCGGGCUCCCUGCGAUCCCACCCCCUUGAGUCCGACGCCGAAGGGGUGGAAUCGAAGCGGCCGGCCGCUUCGUUCCCUCCCACCUCCUCCUCUCACGCCGAACCCGACGAGGUGGGGGCGAGGCAAUUACGUCGGAAACUUCGCCGCGAGGCGCGGGAAUUUCGUCGGCAACGACGGGCGCGGAUCGCGCGACGGGAGGCCGCGGCGCGGCAGGCCGUUCUCCGCGCGAUUCUCUACCGCGUCUCGGCGGCCCUCGUCGCGCAGUGCGCGGUGGAGCAUCCGUUGAACGUCCUCGUGGAGCUUCUACGCGGUCGCGCGAUGAUGCAUGGGGGGGGUCUGCUCCGUUGCUACGACGAGACCACGGGCGAGGACGCGAUGGGUUGGGUGGGGUUGAAGCGCUUCGCGUGGAAACUUUUUUGCCCGGCGGCGCGAGGCGAGGGGGAUGGGAUUCCGCAUGGGGUGUGGCUGCUUCGCCAGCUCGGGGCCGCCAUCGGGGAGGAGAUUCAGGUGUUGACGGCGUGCAUCCAAACCGCCUCGGGGCAGUCGGAGGCGAUUUAUCGAUUGAAGCGAUACGCGAUCGAUACAAUCCGCGCAGGUGGACGACCCUCGGCGUGGGAGAGUGCGGAGUUAAUGGUGCGCUGCGCGCUCUCUUUUGGACCCCUUUAUUAUGAUACGCAGCUGACGGCGCUGGAUAAGCUCUUGGGGUUUUACAUGGCGAUCUGGACGCGUUUGACAAAAAUGUAG